CCCGGGUUGGCUGCUGAAGGCGGUGUCUGGGUGGUUGUUGCGGUGUCAGUGGCCCAGAGCCCUUGCUGGGUGCGGGGCCCCUUGUUGUCAUGGAGCUCAUCGCUCGCAACAUCCAGGUGCUGCUGCAAGCAGCCGAGUACCUGGAGCGCAGGGAAAGAGAAGCUGAACAUGGCUAUGCUUCUCUCUCGCCUUAUUGCGGCCAAGACGUGUUACAGGCGCGGAGGAGGCCGAAGCCUCGAAAGGCCCUGAAUAGCCUCAGGUCUGUGCACAAUGAACUGGAAAAGCACAGGAGGGCCCAGCUGCGCCAGUGUUUAGAGCAGCUGAAGCAGCAGGUCCCAAUGAACACCGAACAUUCCCGUUAUACAACCCUGAAUCUUCUACACCGAGCCCGGCUGCACAUUAAGAAGCUGGAAGAGCAGGAACAGAGAGCUCAGCAACUGAAGGAGCGGCUACGCUGCAAGCAGCGCCACCUGCACCAGCGGCUGGAAGAGCUGCUGGCCCACUCCAGCGUGGAGCGGCCGCGAGCAGACAGCCUGGACUCUUCCCGGUUCUCCUCCGAACACUCUGAUUCAGAAGAUGCCGAGGUGGAUGUGGAAGGUCUGGUGUUCAGCAGCAUUGAAGAGGACGUUGUGGCUGCCUUCAGCACCGGGCGGGAGCACAGUUACUCCACCUCCAGCAACAUCUGGUUGUGAUGGACAGAAGCCUGGGGAUGAGACCAGUUCUCAUCCAGACAGAUCUCCACCCUGCCAGCCACGGCUUCAUGCCAGUAUAAACGGAAUGUGGCUUGUACCAAGACUGCUUUCUCUAAGUAAAGGAGGAACCUCUCGCCUGGUGCAAAGGACAAUUCUGCUCACCCUGCACCUCUACUUUCUGCUCAAACCCAGCCAGAGAGACUUGUGCAGAAGCUGGCUAGCUUUCCUUCCCACUACUUGGUGACGGGUGAAAGAAGAAUGAAGCUUCAAAGCACUUGAUCUGUAGCCCGUGGCUUAAGCUAUGUAUUUUGGGGUGGGGGGUUUAUAUUGUUCCAUUGCACCCUUCUGUGAUGAAAGCUUACUGCAUAUCUCAUCUCUGGGUUCUCUUCGCAGAGAUUUGGACGGGCAAGAACUGGACGCAAAUCCCAGUAAUGGCCAGAAUUAGACAAUGGCAUACCUGAUCCUAGAAAUUUUAAAGUUUUAUAGAAAAGAUGCACUUAGUGCUAGGCCUGCAGGAUUAAAAAAAGCAAAAACAAAACAGGAAGCUCUUAUUUUCAGUUCUUCCAAAUGAACUGAGUUGUGCUAUAGCUGAUUAGAGUUGUGAUUUAGUAACAGAACUGGGAUUACACUUGUGGAGGGAGGGGGGCUUGUAUCAUGACAAAAAUCCAAUUUAUUCAGAUAUUCCAGCUCCCCUGGAACAAAGCUGGUUUCCCUUGUGUGACCCAUUCCCAUAUUUACUUGGCCGUAUUUUAGUAAAUAUUUUUAAUGACU
Molecule: messenger RNA, 1463 nt
Organism: Elgaria multicarinata webbii
Lineage: Eukaryota; Metazoa; Chordata; Lepidosauria; Squamata; Anguidae
Gene: MXD3
Product: MAX dimerization protein 3
Exons: 6
Coding region: 90-692 (200 amino acids)
Biological process (GO): regulation of transcription by RNA polymerase II
Molecular function (GO): RNA polymerase II cis-regulatory region sequence-specific DNA binding; DNA-binding transcription factor activity, RNA polymerase II-specific; protein dimerization activity
Source: RefSeq, a predicted model, not a curated record